GUUGGUUCCAUGACGUCACCUUCAAUAGUGAGAGACCAAGAUGGCGGCCACCGAGUGGUUUGUCACCCAAGAGGGGUGUCUGACGUGUGGGGAGGGGGUUUCAGGCGUGUCCUACCACCCCACCCUCAACACGAUACUGGUGGCAACGAAAACAGGAGUUGAAGUUAUUGAUGUCAACUCUGGGGCGGUUCUAACUAAGUCAGAUCUCGGAGCUCGCCCUGGCAGCAGGUUAAGAUGUGAGUACCUCCCCCUGGCUGAAAAGGUGCUAAUGUCGGACGGAUUCGCCAUUGGUAUGAGAAAAGACCUGAACGGUGUGCUGCUUCUUGACACGGCACUUCAGACACUUGUGGAUAAGACAGAGGACACUGUCAAGGUCGAGCUACCCUUGUCUGAGGCGACUCAGCUGUUGGCGAGUCUGGAGAGUGUGGAUAUGCGAGGGGUAGACUACGUGCCAGAGGUGAAAAAGGAGUUGAGGUCGGCGGUGGAUAAAUGCCAGCAGGCUGCCCCGAAGAAGAAGAAUAAAAAGGCAAAGGUGAGGCGAAAGUUUCCCUCACAGAGGUGUACUUUCCCUGACAAGACAUGCAAGGAGCGAGCCUGGGCAUGUGUGAGUCUGGAGCUGCCCCACUGUGCUCUGAAGUCAGUCUACAGCGGCUUGGUGAAUGAGAGAAAGCGGACCAACCUGGGUCCUGCCCUGCCCAUAGCCUCUGCUAUUGUGGAGAGGCUGUCUUCCCUGUUAGCCGCAGGGAGCUCUGAGGGUGCUACAGCAGGGGUGGUGGACAGGGCCCUCAUGUACAGCGAGGCUGCCAGAAGAGAAACAUUCAAGAACUGGCCACACAUGAACUACAGAUGGGCCCUGCCAGACGCCAUGGCACAGGCCGGGUUCUACCACCAGCCCACCUCCAGCCGGGACGACCGUGCCAUGUGCUUCACCUGCAGCGUCUGUCUGGUCUGCUGGGAGCCCACAGACGAACCCUGGUCUGAGCAUGAACGCCAUUCCCCAAACUGCCCCUUUGUUAAGGGAGAGCACACACAGAAUGUGCCAAUGUCGGUCACCUUGGCAACAAGCCCCGCCCUGUCCCACAGUGACUGCAGUGAAGAGAUCUGUGCAGUCAGUAACUCCUCCUGUCCAAGUCUGCUGGCCACAGCUACCAUGCAUGGGAACAUCUGUGUGUGGAAUGUGGCGCGGCAGUUGAAGAUGGCCCUGCAGUUUACCGUGGACCCCAAGCAGACGUUCGUCACCCAGACCCUGUCAGCCAGCCAGGUUCAGAGACGCAAGAUCCUGGAGGCCUGGGUGCACAAACCUGGGGAAGACAAGGGCACAAGCUCUGGUGCUAACAGUGACCAACAGGUGGCCUCCAAGUCAACAUCAGCCACAGUACCUGGGUCAUCCGCGGGCCGAAUAUCACCUAGCGACCUGCAGAUAGACGAAGCCAGCACAGAGCCAUCCAUGGACACCAAUGGGAACGGGCCUCACCCUGGACAGGAGAACCAGGGGGCCGAGGCUCCUUCCCAGGGCACUGAGGGCGGACAGGUUAAGAGCAGCGAGACCAGACAUAGCCAGAGUGACAUCAUGGAAAUCGAUCUGGACACGGGAGCCUCUUUCCCCCUCGUCACACCUAGUAAGUUAGUGCACUUCCACCCAGACGACAUCCAUGUCACAGCCCUCUGUGUUGUUCAAGCCCCUGACGACUCCCCCACCCCGGAAUCUCCAGUUCCCCAGCAACUCAACAACCUAAGUGACCCGAGUCUGGACACCAAAGAGAAAGACUCGGACAAAAGACCUGUCAGCUUGAUAUCAGGUCUUUCUCUGUGGAAGUCUAGUGUUGUUCAAGAUUUGAACCGAAAAAAUGCAGCAUUACAACGAAGAACUCCACAUGAAGUAGCCAGCAAGGUUGACUUGAAGGUAGAGAAAGUUGUUGGUUUGCCAGAAGAAGAGUCAAGUUGUCUAUACCUCUUGGUGCAUGACAUAUCAGGGAUUGAUGAAGAGAACUUCAGGCCAAGGAAAAACUCUGGUCCUAGUAGUAGUAGUGGUAGCAAAGGAUCCUCCCUGUACCAGAGUUUAGCACAGGACUUCUUCGUGUCCCAGAUUUCUGAGUUUGAAGACCCCAUCUUGCUUGAUGACCCGAUAGAAGAAGGUACCGUUGUAGGUGAGGUCAUCAUGGAGACGCCAUCCCCUGUGGCGAUGGUGGCCAGUCCAAGUACUCCACAGGGAGAUGUUCCGGAUGGGAAAACUCCAUCUAUAAAACCAGGGAGCAUGGUGCAAUGCAUUGAGCUGCCUAUCAAGAAGGAGGGGAGAUUUAAGAUCAGCGCCAUCCUCCCUCUUGUGGAUGGCAAGCACAUAGUUGUCGUUGUCACAGCAACAGAAGCUCAGAGGGUGAGACGGGCAAACUCUUCCAGCAAGGUGACAACGGAGGAUGUGGAGAUGAAGGAGGCGGAGGGUCCGGAGGAAAGUCAGAAGGAAGCACACGGUGCAGAAGCCAUGGAUAGCUGUGAUGUAAAGGCAGCCCAACAUCCUGAAGGUGCUAGUGCUAAACCAGGAGAAGAUGCUGCCUCUGUUCAGGAGGAGGCCAAGCCAAAGGAGGUGUUUGGCUACUUGCUGCUGUAUGAACUGUUCUUCACACAGGAGUUGGUGACUGUGGUGGGGAAUCCCGUGGCGGUGCACACGUUGCGGAACCUGCGGGACGUGCUCACGUUCGUGUCGGUCCUGCCGCAGGACUUCCUGGACCUCCACGGGGAGGACAGCGAGAGUAACUCAGCAUCAGAGGAUGAGGAUGAUGAGGGAGCAACAGAACAUCAACCCAGGAGAGAGAGGAAAAUCAGGGGUCUAGGUCAGCUUGCUGCUACAACACAGGAUGGGCGUGUGUGUCUGUUUGAUGCCGGGACCUUCCAGCCCCUGGCAGAGUUCAAGCCACAGGAGGGAGAGAAGUUUGUACAUGUGACUCACUGCUCAGGGUCUGGUCAGCUGUGUGCUGCCACCUACACCGGGAAGCUACACUUCCUGAAGGUAUCCCACACGAGAGACAGACCAGCGGAGGUACCCCAGCAGGGUGUGGUGGAGGUAGACUCUGUACCAGAGGAGACCACGGUAGAGAACUCAGGGGUGAUACCAUCACAGCCCCCUGCUCCCACUACUAUGGACACCUCACCACCCCCAGCAAAAGGUCAGGCAGAUGACCUGCUCCUGUACCAGCCCCUGACCGCCGAGUCCCUGUCGUCCCUGCGAGAGCUGGUGAAGUUCCGCACGCUGGUGCCGCGCUUCACGGCCACGGUCCCGCCCUGCUGGACGGAGGUGCAACAGGAGCAGCAGCAGCGCAGACAUCCGCAGCACCUGCACCAACAACAGGAGGGCGAUGCCACCAGACACACACGCUCAUGGAGGCUACAGCCUGACAGUUCCAGCUGGGAUGAACACCUGUUUGAGCUGAUCGUACCCAAACCCUGCACCAUCGGCCAUGUGGACGUCAAGUUCUCUCUCUGCCACAACUUCAGCGUCCUCCCUAAAAUACAGGUCACCCUUCUUCGGCAACGUAACAUUGCAGUUACCAACACCAACGGCCCCGCCCUUGACCCUGCCACCAGAAAGCUCCUAACCAAAACUGGGCGGUUGAAAAACAAGGGCGUCAGUGAAGAAGUCUCGAGCUUGGAAAAGCUGUUCGACGACGUGGAAGUGGACCAACCCAUCGAGUUUGAGCUACAGCAGGAGGGAGAGGGGAGAGCAGCAGAGGAGGAAGAUGACGAGCUGAAGCCCCAGUUCCUGGACACACACAAGACAGAUAUCCUGUGCGGGCCCAUCCUGAUGGAGUCUGGGCUAGACCUGACGGGGAACAGUGGCAUCCUGAGUCUGACCAGCCCGGCGCUGCUCAGGAGUAAACACAAGGCCUUCCUCCUGCACAUCAAGGCUCUGGACCCUGAGGAGUCAGCCGGAGAUGCCGUCAAACCUGCCACCAACAAUACUAAAGGUGCAGCAAUAAAGUCCAUUCUUGCAGACAAGGCCCUGAGUGCAGCUGACCGGUUAGCCCAGACUGCACCCAACCAGAAGAAAGUGGAGAAGGUCAAAGGUUGCAACUGGAUCCAGGAGUUGUCCAUCACCAUCAGGAGGUGCAAGAGGACUACCAUACCCAGGGAGAGAACCCAGAGAUGUCUGAUGCUGGAGACACCGUCCUUCUGGGAGCAGCUGGUUUGUUUAGCAACUGGUGAGCAGAAGGAGGCAGAGGCACGGAAAUGGGAUUUCCCAUGUUUUGAGCAUGCUCAGAUUGUGGCACUUGACAUCUUGGCUUGGCUGGCGUCAGUUCAGAUGAACCAGAAAGGGGCGAAACAUGGUCAUGUGAUCACCUGUGUGCAGUCCUACCUUCCCAGCCUGGUCAAGUCCAGCUUCCUGGAGGCCACCCGCAGCGUGGCACACAAGUGCACGCGGCUCAUCGUUCUAUGUCUCGACUAUGCAAAGCAGUCAGGAGACCUGGACCAACUGGCCACGUUCAACGUGGCUCUUCUCCAUGCCCUGUUGGACUGCCUGCCCCUAACCCCUCACGCCGCGUCUGCCGGGGCCCUACACUGGUACUUCACCCUGUUCAACCAUGUCAAGCUGAUGGAUGUGGAUGCCAUCGGCCGGACGUGCGUGUCGCUUCUGUCAGAGCUGUCCGAACAGCUCAACAGCAGGAUGUUACCCCAACACGCACUUCUCAGGGCAAGGUUUGGUCUUUACGGCACGCCGUUUGAGCCAGUGCUGUUUGAUAUCGACCAGUCCAUAGCCAGCAAGGCCGGCACUGGCUCCACCCUGGACGAGCUGCUGGCCAUGGCCGACAACAUCAACAACCCCACGGGCAAGGACAGCGACUCCAACCUGUCGGAGGUGCAGCAGCUGCUGAAGGGCAUGCUGGAGGUGGAGCCACUGCACUUCACCUGCAGUAGCACCAGUGAUGGCACCCGCAUGGAGAAGGCUGACUCAGCUCCGUCCCUCCCCACCACCAGUGGUAUCUCCGUGGUGGCCCCCAUGAGCGGCACAGGCACCACAGCCAUAGCCGGGGAGGGCAACAGCUCCGUGCAGUCUGCCGCAGAGGCCGCGCUGGCGUCACUACAGAAUGCCAUGGCUUCGGCUGAACAGCAGCUGAGCGCACUGCAGCAAAAACAGCAGCACCUCAUCAAACUGCAGCAGCAGAAGCAGAAGCUGGAGCAGAAGCUGCAGGAGUCCAAGAUGGAGGCUAACAUGGGAAACAACAUCAACCCCGCGCCCAUGUUCAGCUACACCACCGAGACGGUCUUUCCUCCGACACCCAAGUCGACCCCCCUCUUCAUGACCCCCCCUCUGACCCCCCCGAAUGAACCACAGUCAGGAGGGCAGAAAGCAAUCUCAGGAUUCGGAACAUUCCUCUCCUCCUUCCCCCUCCCUGAAAAGCCGCCAUCGUAUGCACAGGUCCUGCAGCAGCAAGGAAACAAAAAGUAUCACCACAUCACACUUAUGAAGAACCCUACGCUCGCCUGGCAGGGUGCUGAACCCACACCUCCUCCGCCGCCACCUGAGGGGCGACCGGUGCACGCGGUCAGCACACACCUGUACUACCACCUGCUGCAGCCACCUGUCCCACAGGUGUUGACUAUAGAGAGGAUGCACUCGGGUGCCCGGAGGUUUGCAGUGCUGGAUUUCGGCCGGCAGGUCCUGCUGACUGACAUGGUGAUCCCUGCGUGCGGGGACCUGUCCUCCCUGUCCGUGGACGUGUGGACCCAGGGUGAGGAGGUGGACGGGAGACGUCUGGUCGUGUCUACGGACAUCGGCACACGGUCGCUGGUGCUCACUGACCUCAUGCCACCACCCAUCUGCAGGUUUCUGAAGAUCACAGUGAUUGGCAGGUAUGGCAGUGGCACCACCCGGUCCAAGAUCCCUGUGGGACAGUUCUACGGGCACACCUGCAUCUUCCCCUGGGAGAGAGAGGCAGCCGGGAGUAGUGGUUCCGAGGAGGGACAGGGCCGUGUGGCCAGCGUAGAACAGCAUCUACAGCUACUGGUCGCUCUACAGGAGGACAUACAGUGCAGGUACAGCCUGGCCUGUAACCGACUAGACAGCCUGUUGAACAGCCUGGACCUGCCCCAGACCACCUGGGGCCUGGCCUCCCUCAAGAGGGGCACACCUGAGACGAAGGAGGAAGACGUGAAAGUUCAGCAGGCUUACAAUGACUGCAUACAGCUUCAACUCCAGUCCAACCUGGUACAUCAUGCCAUUGCUCGAAUCAUGAGGGCUUCUGCUGGCCUGCCCACCUACCAUAUCCCUGCAACCAGCAACCUCUCCCAACAACUGAGGAUCUCAUCUACCGACAAACUCAGGGUUCUAUCAGAAUCCCUGUUGGACAUCCUGAUCAGCCUGAGCACCUCUCCCAGCCUCCCGGACACAGACAGUGCAAUAGUGGACUUCUUCCAGCCGGACGUGUGCGAGCGCCUGUUCAAGCACCUGUGUGUGCACGGCAGCCCCACCCUACGGCAGAAGGCGGGCGGGCUCCUGCUGAGGCUGUGCGGGGCGCAGGGCUGGUGGGGGGACUUCCUGGCCAGGGGGCUGCAGGAGCUCUUCAACUCUGAACAGAACGUGCUGUUUCCUCAGGACAGAUUAUUUGUGCUACUGACCAGCCUGGGACAGAAGUCCAUGUCUGUCAGCACAUGUGGGGGGAUUCUGGAGAGCCUGUUGAGCCUGGUGUCCAGGCUACUGGCCCCCCUGCAGAGAGACGGGUCGGGACAGGCGGACGGUGUCGGGGAGGAGCUGGGCACGCUGGACCUGCCACUGAUCAGCUGGGUGCUGCUGUUCCUCUCUAGGAUACUGGACAGCACGGCCAGCAGAGGCAAUGGGGACGAGGAGGACAGCAAUGGCUGCCCUCCCCGCAAGGUCGCCAGGGAGGAUGAGGGAAACAAUUUCCCUUCUCGAUGGGACUUUGUGGGAAAUGAGAUGCAGCCUCCCAACUCCCAGUCCAGCUCCAGCCGCACGGGCGCCACCAAACUGUUGCGCAGGAAGCUGAAGAAAACCCUCCUCCACCAGAAACAGGAGAUCCUUGACUUACAGGCCAAGCAGAAGAUGCUGAUGUCCAGCCUGAAGGGAGGCAGUGAACCCAAGUCCAGCUACGAGAAGAUGCAGCUCAACGUCUUUAAGAAGCAGAUGAAAGCCCAUGCAGAUAAGGUGCAUUUCAAAGACAUCAUGACCCUGAGAAGAACCACCCACCCCAGCCUGUACAGGCAGGAGGAGGAGGGAGUGUCCGACUCGGGGCGGGGCAGCCCGGAGACAGACCUGGUCCUGUGUCAGCUGGGCAGGAAGCAGUGCAUUCCCGUGGUGAGGGGCCUGGUGGCGCUGCUGCUCAACAUGGACUUCACCUGCCACGUGGACCUGUUUCUGGUCAUCUGUAAGGUGAUAGCCCGGAUCGCAGGCGCCACCCGUCCAGCCAUCACCCUGUCGGAGAUGAUGAGUGAGAGGCAGUUGGAACAGCUGCUGCUGCUGUGUGUGGGGUCGGACUACAACAGGGGCAGCAUCUCCUGGGGAGGGCCAUGGGCACACCAUGCCAUCACGUGUCUCAUGAAGGACGUCCUGGAAGGUGAAAGACUGUACCCCAUGACCUGCUCCCCUGGGGUCACCUUAGAAAACACCCCUGAUGAGGACCUGAUGGGGGAGGUGGAGGGGGAGGAGUCACCCCCCUCCCCACCAUCGCCCCCCUCAGAGUCUCCCCCCAGUGUGGAGGAGAAUGGGGAGGGAAUGGACAUAUCAGAGGCCAAACAGGAUCUGCCCAGUGGCUCCACCCCUCCUACAGCUAAUGGUGACGGAUUGCUUGACUUUGUACUUUUCAAGCCUCCAUGCGCCACCAACACGCCCCAGGCAGACAAACAGGAGUCUCCUGGGGACAACUUUGACAAGGACGGAGCCAUGCUGGUGGACUUCCUGCUGGUGGACGAGGAUGAACAUCUGGAGGAGGAGAUCAACGCUGAGCUGAAGAUCCUGUUUCCCAACUACACACCGAGCAAGGUAAAGAAGGUGAAAGGCAGCUUCAACAUGGCUGGUUCACCUAAGUUUGCGAGGAGGGAUACACAGCUGACACUGAACACCCUGGCAACAAGCGCCUCUGGAGAGUCUCUGGGGCAGAAAAGUAUCUCCCUAGCCAUGGACAGCCGGCUGGAGGUGGGAGUGUGGACCAGGGCUGAUGUCCUGCUGAAGAGGAUGGAGUCAGAAGCUGCUGAGUCGUUCCACCAUGUGGUGUCAACACCACUGGUACCAGCUGGUCCCCACCAGCAACCGCUGACAGACGACUCCCUUGCGCAGGACAUGUUUGUCACUCCCCAGUCCACCAUCAGCUCCCCGCUGGUGCUCAGCACCUGCUUCAACCACCUGUUCGGGCAGCUGCAGCUGCAGCGUGUGCAGCUGGACCUGCUACUGCAGCUGUGGCUCACCCUGAAUGAGAACGGGGAGGGCACCUCCUCUGGGUUUGACUCCAGCAAGGUCCCCACCAUCCCACUCAAUGAAGGGUCCAUCAGCAGCCUGUUGUCCUGCCUGUCCUGGUUCCCUAACAUGCCAGUGCGCUCCUGGUGCCUGGCAUGGAACACCCUCAGCCUCAUGGCCAACAUCAGGACCCCAGCCAUGCAGGCCAGCCCUCUGGACACAUCAGACAUCUGGCUGGCCAGUAGCAUCAUCGCAGACAGCAAUAUCAUCCCGGUCGUCAUACGGUUCCUGUCUGGAGCCACUGUGCAGGGGCCACCCACGCCUAGUAGCACAAAUGUUCAGUACGGUCCAACAGUAACUCAGGCGUUUCAAGACUUCCUGGUGAGGCUGCAGUUGCAUAGCAACAUGGACAAGUUCCAGGACCUCAUGCUACGUCUGGUGUACAUUCUUGCCAGUGAUAGGGGAGCGUUCCAGUUGUGCUUGGGGCCGCUGGACACCCAGGUCCACUUCCUAGACUUCAUCCUGGAACAGAACUUUGAGUCAGUAGACACAACCACAGCGAUGGGUGUUAUAGAGUCCAUCUCCUCUCUAGUGUACAGCUACAUCAUGUGUUCAGAGUCAUUAAACUCUCGUAGUCAAUCCGACAACAGUGUUAGCGCUCGCUCGUGCUUCGGCGGCCUGUUUGCAAGUAUAUUACGUCCGGCGGAUGCCAGGUCCUUGGGGGAGGGGAAUCGCGACGUUCUCAUGUGCAAUCUACUCAAGCUGGUCAAGACCUUGGUCAAGAUCCCGCUGCCUCAGUCCAGACUGUUCCAAAUGACCCACAGGACUCCCAGUGUGGGCACGGAGGCAACAGAGGGCGAGAGCAACAGCUCCACGGAGCUCAUCAUACAGACCAACUUUUCAGAACUGAACAGGAAUUCCACAGACUCCAGCAAGCUUGCCACCACACAGUCCCCGGGACUGAACGUCAGCGUCAGCGCGUCUGACGAGGAGAAGUCGGAGUCUGGUGGGACCGGAUCCCCCGAGAAGAACCCGAAGUUCACGUCGUGUUCGCACGUGACGGAGACCCAAGGCUGGGAGAAGAAACAGAAGUGUCUGGCAGACCUGGUCCUGGGUCACUCUAACACCAUGGCCUACCUGCUGUCGGCACUCAGUGGCUGCAAUAGCAACACCAUGGCUAUGAUUAUAGGAAGCAGUGGUCUGCACAUCACCAUGAAUGACAGUUUUGCCACCUCGGACCCCCUGUCAGCUGGGGACGGCAUCUUCAUGAUCCUGUGUGCUCUGAACAACAAGGCCACACAGAUAGAGCUGGUGCUGCAACCAAUACUGCAGUACAUGUCCUGUGGGUUCAGCACACAACAAGGUUCCCUAACCAUGUGUCAGCUGUCUGAGCCGUUGCUGUGGUACAUCCUCCGUGUGCUGGACUGUGAGAAGUCCAUCCGGGCUUUCAACGACCUGGGUGGCAUCCAGGUGAUCUGUACUAACCUUGUACGGUCCAACCGGUCAGCCAUCAACACCAACCCCAGCCUGGUGUCCACCAUCAUGCGCUUCCUGGACAGUGGGAAGAGUCUGAAGGCCCCUCCCCUGGCCCGGCCAGUGGCUAACACUGACAUGGACAAUAUGGAAGGCCUGCACAACUUUGCACCUCUGGGCUCCAUCACCUGCAGCAGCCCGUCCACCCAGCCCCCUGACGUCCUGAUCCAGGCAGCCCCUCCGCACCGCAGGGCCCGCUCCGCCGCGUGGUCCUACCACUUCAUCCCGGACGAGGUCUGGUGCAACCUGACCAUCAACCUGCCAGUCGCCAUCUUACUGAAGGAGGUGCACAUACAGCCCCAUGCCACCUCACUAGCAACGUCCCCGUCGGCUGUGUGUGUGGAGGUGAGUCGUGACGGCUCUUCCUUCCUGCCCGUCAGCAGCCCUGUCUCCACCAGCGGCCUCACCUUCAUCAAACUGGUGCUGCAGAAGACAGAGAUCGCCACGGCCAUCUGCCUAAGGUUGAGACGGCCAAGGGACUCCUCCUCGAUAGGCCUGUCCCAGAUCCUGCUGUUUGGGCUCACGGCCUUUGGAAACACAGCAACCACCCUGGUCAACAACCCAUUUGUACCUACGGAAGAUGCAGUGUCCAAAUCAAGUGUUGGCUGGCUGAGGCUCCUGCACCACACCCUGACACAUGUGCAGGAUAUCGAGGGUCUGAUAGCCACGGCCGCAGCCCCCACCCCCAGCCUGACGACCACCUGUGUGGCCCUGCUGCUGUCCCCACAUGCUGGGGUGUACGCCUGUAACAUCGAGGCUGUGCUGCUGAAGAUUGGUCUACAUUCCACAGAGAUGGGUCUGGCCCUUAUAGACAUCCUACUGAGGAACAACUCCUGCUUCCAGACUGAACAUGAGUCCCCUCCAAGUUUGUUAGGCAGACAGAAUGGCAUCUCCUCAGACUCCACAGUAGACAUUGUGUACCAGCUGGGUAUGACACAAGACCCUGGAACAGAGCACAGAGUACAAGCCUUGCUGUCUUGGCUGGGUGACACAGCUCGAGUAGCCCUGAGAAGACACAGCUGUAUGUCCUUCCGUGGGUCCAUGGCCACCCUGAGUAGUGUGGAGCAGGUCCUGAGUACACCAUCGCCGGCACACAUCCACUGUGUGGCCGCCAUUGUGUGGGCCAGCUAUGAGCUGCCUGUACAGUAUAAUCUGCUGGACAUCCUCUCACAAGAUUUCCUCAGUUCCAUCUACGAGUGGUCCAUGGUGCUGGAUCUGGGCUCCCCCCUGAAGAAGUCGGUGGACUCCCUGAUCUGCUCGGUGUGCCACGUGAACCCGCGCUACUUCACCAUGCUGCUGGAGUGGAUGGGCAUCUCCCUCAACAUGGCCGCCUCCAGCGCAAACUCCACGGACGACAACAAGGACAGGAACGCCUCCAUCUCUGACGACACCAAGGAGGCUCACCAGGAGCACUUCGACAGCCCCUUGCCGUCCAUCCCCGUGCAGGACUUCAGCCACCUGGUGCUGGACGAGAGCCACCUGAACACGCUAGCGUUCGCGUGCCAGGCCCCAAAAGCCGUCACCCAGCUGCUGGACUCAGGCUUCCCGGCCAUGCUGGCGCAGGGCCUGUACGAGUUCUGCACCAGGGAGAUCCAGAGGUGCCUACAGCAGGACGAGGAGCCCACGUCCCCUCGCAGGGACCCCAACACCCUGUGCAUCACCACGGACCUGGUGGCUCCCGUCCUCAACUUCCUGGCGAGUGUGGCGAUGGACAACGUGAUGAAGGACUGGCUGGGCGGCGUCCAGGGGAACAUCUUCUGGCCGUGCCUCCUGUCCAUGCUAUGCAACACUGCCCCUCCCUCCCCUGCUGUUCAGUAUUCCGCGUCCUCCAGCGCAUCCUCGCAGAGGACGUCCACCAACAUGCUAGGUGGGCAGCACAGGACUGCCAUUGAGAAUGCCACCAUAGCAUUCUUCACCGCGGUGAUGUCUUGCCACAAGGAGAACCAGCAGCUGGUGUCGACCGUGAUGUGCAGCGUCAUCAGAAACCGUAGCGAGAUGAUACAGAGCCUCCCUGCGAGGGGCCACGGCACUCACAACCUGGUCAUCUCAGGGUUCACUCGGAGGUUGUUCCUGCAGCUGAUGCUGGAGGAUGAGAAGAUCACAGUCUUCAUCCACUCCCCCUGCCAGCUCUACAAGGGCAAGUCCAACGCCACGGCAGGCAUCAUCCAGCACCCCAUGUACGGGGCGGGGCACAAGUUCCGCACCAUCAGCGCCAAGCUGUCCUCCACCUGCAGCGAGGUGCUCUCUCUGGUCUCAGACACGCCGUCUCUAACGCAGAAACUCCUGGAAACCCGCGAGGAGAAGAUCAAGGUGGACGAGGAGGUCAGCAAGUCCAAGAAGAAGGAAGGGGGGGCGCAGGGAGAGAGCAGCUCCGCGGAGAGCACGGAGAACGGAGUGGAGGGGGUGGAGACCGUCACGCUGGCUGCAGGUCAGAUGUUUGCCAAAGGCUUGAAGUCUAAAGCUAAGAGGUCUGACACAAAGAAGGCUACCCCUCCCCGACCACCUACCCGAAGGGGCCGCAACCCUCCCCCCACGUCUGAUAAGCCAUCGUCAUCGCUGUCGGCAACCAUGAACAUCCCUGUCUUGUCUCUGUAUCACAAGCUGCUGCCAGGCCAGCCCCUUCCAUCCGACAUGACCCUGUCCCAGCUGGUGGUGCUGCUACAGGAGCGCGGCAUGCCGCAGGGCUAUCCCUCCCUCGACUUCACCAUGAAACUGUCUGCCAAGAAGGUCCCAACCGUCAAGACGGACAACAGCAAGAAGCUCAAAACAGAGAAAGACUCAGAACCGGAGGGUGAGGGCAGCCAGGCACCCCUGGACCUGAACUCCUUCCCCAACGCGUUUGAGGAGAAGGAGCCGAAGGAGACACCUGUGGAGCUGAUACCUGAGGAGAUCCUCCUGGGAACAACCCACCUGCCGUCUCCGCUCCAGGUGUUUGCUGGCAUGGGCGGGCUGGCUCUCAUCGCAGAACAUCUACCUCUGCUGUACCCGGAAAUCACCAGACAGGUCCAGACACCCUGUGUGGGAUCAGGCUCUGAAAAGCUUGGUGACAGUGACAAGGAGUAUCCCAUGGAGUGGGUAGCAGUGGAUCAAACUGGGGAGCUCACUUAUGAGAUCCCUGAGCAGGUGACUGUGACUGGGUCAGACACCAGUAAACCGUCAGCCCCCAGGCCAAGUGCCCGGGCACCCCCCGCAAUCCCUCCCCACUCUCUGGCUGCCUUUGGACUGUUCCUGCGGUUGCCAGGUUAUGCUGAGGUUCUGCUGAAGGAGAGGAAGAGAGCUCAGUUUUUACUGAGGCUGGUGUUGGGAGUCAUGGAUGAUGGAGAUGGAGGUCACAUCCUGUCGUCCCCCAUCGCCACCUCCCUGCCCACCCUUCCCUUCUCGGUGCUGAAGCAGCUGUUCGACUCUGCUCCGCUCACCACGGACGAUGGUGUGCUGCUGCGGAGGAUGACCCUGGAGAUCGGAGCGCUGCACCUUAUACUGGCCUGCCUGUCUGUACUCAGCCAUCACGAGCCCAGGGUGCAGGUUACAGGCCUGGCCCAACCUGAGACCUCUACUGGACAGAAUGGGGAAAAGUCCAGUGAAAAGCCGAAUAACGGCAAGAUCUUCCCGACAGCGCAGGAGACCACAGCCCCGGAGACAGGUCAGGAGAAGGGCCAGCUAUACUGGGCGAAAGGUACGGGGUUUGGGACGGGGUCAACAACCUCAGGCUGGGACGUGGAGCAGGCACUGACUCGUCAGCGUAUGGAGGAAGAACAUGUUACCUGUCUGCUACAGGUCCUUGCCAGCUACAUCAACCCUGGAGGAAACGUCCCAGAGGAGGAUGGAGAGGAGGGAGGACAGGUGGAGAUGUUGUCUGUACAGCAGACUGCCCUCCCCACCAUCAUCCCAGAGUUACUCAGUCACUCCUGUCUCAUCCCAGCUCUCUCGUCCUACCUCCGCAAUGACUCAGUUCUGGACAUGGCGAGGCACGUGCCGCUGUACCGGGCAGUGUUGGAGCUGCUGCGGGCGCUGGCCAUCUCCCGCCACCUGGUGCACCUGCUGCUGCCCCUCCCGCAGCCGCAGCAGCUGGGCGGUGAGCCAGACGGCGAGGAGCCUCCCGUCUCCGUCAGCAGGCUGCUGGAGAAGAUGAAGCAGUGUGUGGACACCUACGCCAAGACUCUCAGGAACAACAAGGAGAAAAAAGGGAAGAACACCAAGCCCGAGGAUGACAGUGAGUCGGAGGGUCUGGCCCUGCUCAUCCCUGAUAUCCAGCAUACAGCCAUCCUGGUGCACAAAACUACAUCCCAGCUCCUGGCACAGCUCAAAGGCUCAGCUGCAGGGUCCAGUGAGGAGGAGAAGAGGAGAGCCAUGAUGGCCACAGCCACGCCUGAUGCCAAGUACAUGUCCAUCAUGAAGGACCUGCAGUUUGACACCUACCUGAUCACAUCAGAAGACGAUGAUGGCAAGAUCCAGUUCAACAUGGGUUUCCACUUUGCCUCCAACGUGAAGGCGGCGGGAGAUGUGAGUAACCCGCGGCGCGCCCGUCGGCUGGCUCAGGAGGCCGUGACUCUGUCCACCUCCCUCCCGCUGUCCGCCAGCUCCAGCGUGUUCGUGAGGUGUGACGAGGACAGGCUGGACAUCAUGAAGGUGUUGAUAACAGGCCCCUCAGACACGCCCUACGCCAACGGCUGCUUCGAGUUUGACGUGUACUUCCCACAGGACUACCCCAACUCCCCCAUGUUGGUCAACCUGGAGACCACGGGACACCACUCCGUCAGGUUCAACCCUAACCUGUACAACGAUGGCAAGGUUUGCCUGUCUGUACUGAACACCUGGCAUGGCCGGCCUGAGGAGAAGUGGAACUCACAGACAUCCAGCUUCCUACAGGUCCUGGUGUCCAUCCAGUCCCUGAUCCUGGUCUCUGAGCCGUACUUCAACGAGCCUGGCUAUGAGAGGUCCAGAGGGACCCCGUCUGGGAUGCAGAGUUCCCGCGAGUACGACGCCAACAUCCGCCAGGCAACCGUCAAGUGGGCGAUGUUAGAGCAGCUCCGCAACCCUUCACCAUGCUUCAAGGAUGUGAUCCAAAAGCACUUCUGGCUGAAGCGUGUGGAGGUGCUGGGCCAGUGUGAGGAGUGGAUCUCUGACAUCGAGACGUACACCAGCGACAAGAGGGUGGGACGAACCAUGGCACAUCAUGCAGCAGCUCUCAGGAGACACACGGCGCAGCUGAGGGAAGAACUGAUGAAGAUGAAGCCACCAACAGAUCUGGAGGAUGGCGCAGCCUCCAAGGACACUGAGCCGAACGAUGAAGAAAACACAGAGAAGACCAACAACGAUGACACAGCAGAGGGAGUGGAUUCCUCCACCACCAACUCAGAUGAACAGAGCAAAGAUGUAACAGAUGGAGGACAGGCUACUGUAAGCAUGGGAAGGAAGAUAAGUCUGGACGGGGAAGGGCAGAGUGGCAAUAGCACAGAUGGACAGAGUAGCACCAGUACAGAGGGACAGACAAGCAGCAUUACGGACGAACAGACCAGCACCAGCACAGAGGAACAAACCAACAGCAGCACAGACAGCCAGACAGGUGUAGUCACAGAAGCACCAACAGCAGGUGCCAGCCUGAAGGACCAGCACUGAUGGCCACCCCUGUACAGAGGCUUGGACUGCUCUACUAGUAUUGUAAUAACCAUCCUAGGUUGUUGGUAAUGAGACAUAUGUUUAACAACAAUGCUGCAGGAAAGAAAUGGACGGAAACGAGAUGUUGCAACUUGAAAUGCUGCUGGUAAUUGUUUAUGCAGAAAAUGAUGGCUGGAAGUGGGGGAUAAAGGAACUUCUUGUACUGGUAAUAAGCAUGGUAGAGCAAUGUAGGAACAAAAAAAAUAAGAGACAAUGAAGUACAAUGGAUACAUUAUAUACAUGAUUAAAUCCUGACUCUUUCAAGAACUCAGACCUCCUGUAUUUGGUAUGGAUCAUCUUGUAACUCGGUGGUUGUCAAGUUUUCCUAAGUCCACUCUUACAAGCUACUGGUGGAAAAACUUGUUUUUAAGUUCUUGUAAUUCACAGAACUCAGAAAGGGAAGUAACUAUGUAAUUACUUAAGCCUCCCAGUGAAUGGUUUGAUUACACUGGGGUGCUUUUGGACAUUGCUUUUCAUUGAAAGUAUAAAGGUUGGCAAGCACUUUGGUAAUGCCGACACUGUAGCCGUAUAUUACAAUGAUAUGAGUAAUGUUUUGUUUGUCCAUAUAUGAUCAGUAACAUUCAAUAUGUAUAAUUGCAUCAUAUACAUAACAAAGCAUGUUACAUAUCCUGUCCAGAUCAACAUGUACAAUGAUCAGGACUGAUAUGAGAGAAACUAUUGUUUGGCCAUAUUGCAUUAUAACAUUAAAAGGCACUCUGAUGGUGUACAAAAUGUGUUGCACACUAUCCUAUGAACCUUCUUUGUAAUAUGUGUCUGCAAAGUGCAUAGAUCUUCAAUUUGUGAAAAAGAACUCUUGUGAUACUUUUCGUACGACAUGGCGUACAUGUAUGCUCGUUGCACGAUAUUGUUCUUGUAAAAUCCAUUACAUAAUAUUGUACCAUGUGUAAAGAAUGUUGUCUGUACUUGGUGCAGAGCUAAGGCUCAUCCUGUUGGAGCAAUGCAAGGCAUUUCUAUCCUUCUAUAAGGAAGGGAUAAUCACAUGUAAAUAUAUGAAGUUGUUUGAUUUAGUUUGUUGUUCAUUAGUUGUUCGAGUAAGUGUGGAAUGUGAAGCAAGGAAGGAAGAAAGCAUUCUUAUUAUAUAAAGAUUAUGUGUUAAGCAAGAAUAAUGUACUGUAUCAUACCAAACGAUCAGGGAUAUGACAUUAUCUGACAGAAUUCUGCCUAUUUUAUGAAUGCCAUUGUUGCAAAGCAAAUUAUAGAAUUGUAACUUGGAACACUUAUAUAUACAUGAACCAACUGCUGCACGAUGACUAGGAUGCUAUUAGUACUAACUCGUGCAUUCUUCCAUAUGGGAAGAUGUAAAGGUUUGACUGUGUAUGGGGAGAACUAAAGGAAGGGUGGAACGUUGACGGCACCAAAGGGCAGGGGAUUGGUGCUAGACGACAUUGUGUGUGAGUUUGUGUCACUUUGUGGUGUUGUACAAGCGUAACAAUGGUGUUUCAGAACUAGUCGUAGUCCAUCCAAACAGUAUGAUUACUAGUUCAUCAGGCAUCUGUAUUAUGUUCAACAUGGCUUCUCUCGGAUGUAACUCUGGCAUAACUGACUUGUAAGAAUAUGACAAAACGGUGCCAGAGAAUUUGCUUUCUUGAUACUGAUAUACAUACAGGACAUGUACAUUGGCUCUAUAUGAUAUAGCAAUGUCUGCAUUCCAUGUACAUUGUAUGCAGACCUGGUGGGUUGUACCAGGGACUCCUUUAGACCAGUUGGUUCUUUUCUGUUGACUUUCUGUUGCUUUUUAGAUGGAUUGGGAUGUAAUUACAAAAUAAAACAACUUGACAAGA
Messenger RNA from Branchiostoma floridae (Florida lancelet), 17388 nucleotides. RefSeq names its product baculoviral IAP repeat-containing protein 6-like. The coding region runs from base 41 to 15547 and encodes 5168 amino acids. The transcript has 72 exons. Gene Ontology annotation, biological process: negative regulation of apoptotic process; apoptotic process; regulation of cytokinesis. Gene Ontology annotation, molecular function: cysteine-type endopeptidase inhibitor activity; ubiquitin conjugating enzyme activity. Gene Ontology annotation, cellular component: nucleus. NCBI's taxonomy places the organism in Eukaryota, Metazoa, Chordata, Leptocardii, Amphioxiformes, Branchiostomatidae. The record is from RefSeq and is a predicted model, not a curated record.